Amphibalanus amphitrite is the source of this 2060-nucleotide messenger RNA. RefSeq names its product DNA/RNA-binding protein KIN17-like (gene kin17). The transcript has 7 exons. Gene Ontology annotation, cellular component: nucleus. The record is from RefSeq and is a predicted model, not a curated record. The coding region runs from base 170 to 1342 and encodes 390 amino acids. Lineage: Eukaryota; Metazoa; Arthropoda; Thecostraca; Balanomorpha; Balanidae. Gene Ontology annotation, molecular function: double-stranded DNA binding. Gene Ontology annotation, biological process: DNA replication; DNA damage response.
GCAGAAGUUCUCAUCAGUUGCGCGACGUUUGUCAAGCGAAUAUUUCAAUGUAUAUAGGGCCUUGAUUUCAAUUUGUUUUGGUUUUUAAUGAAGUGUGGUGAGAUAGCAGCUUUUUGUGGCUUUUUGUGUGUGGUAAAUUAAAUAAUUGUUAAAAGCUUUAUUCUUUGAAAUGGGCAAAGCAGAAAAAGGAACACCUAAGUGGAUUGCUAAUAGAGCAAAAGCAAAGGGACUGCAGAAACUAAGAUGGUACUGCCAAAUGUGUCAAAAACAAUGCAGAGAUGAAAAUGGAUUCAAGUGUCACACAAGUUCAGAAACUCAUCAGCGACAAUUGUUGCUCUUUGCUGAAAAUGCAAAUGAAUAUUUGGACAGCUUUUCAAAGGAGUUUGAGGAAGGCUACCUGGAGCUGCUUCGCCGCCAGUUCGGCACUAAGCGCGUUAACGCUAACAAUGUGUACCAGGAGUACAUCGCGUUCAAGGAGCACCUGCACAUGAACGCCACUCAGUGGGAGACGCUCACUGAGUUCGUCAAGUACCUCGGCAGGGAGGGCAAGUGCACCGUCGACGAGACCGAGAAGGGAUGGUUCGUCACCUACAUCGACAGGGACCCGGAGACGCUGGCUCGCCAGGAGGCGCUGGCCAAGAAGGAGAAGAUGGACAAAGACGAUCAGGAGCGGAUGCUGGAGUUCAUUGAGCGACAGGUGGAAAAGGCCAAGGAGCAGGCCCGGGACACGCCCGCCGUCGAGUACACCGAGCUGCGACGGGAUGACGGUAAGGAACCCAUCAAACUCGGGCUCUCCCUCGCCGCCAAGAAGCCGGACUUCAAGCCGCCCAAACCGGUGAAGAACCUGUUGGCAAAGGACACGGCAAAGCCCAGCAGCAGCGGUAGCGGAAAGGAGGCAGACAAGAGCGGGAAGCGCAAACUGAGCGCCCUGGAUGAGAUCAAGCUGCUGGAGGAGCAGAAGAAGGAGAAGAUGAACAGGAAGGACUACUGGUUGACUGAGGGUAUCGUGGUGAAGGUGAUCACCAAGGACCUGGGCUCCAAGUUCUACAAGCAGAAGGGCUACAUACAGGAGGUACUCGACAAGUACCGGGCGCUGGUGCGACUGCUCGAUAGCGGACAGAAGCUGAAGCUCGACCAGCAGCACCUGGAGACGGUGGUGCCGGCAGUCGGUCGGAAGGUGAAGAUUGUGAACGGCGCUUAUCGUGGCAGCUUGGCGAAACUCGACGCCAUAAAAGAGAGCAAAUUCUGUGCUACGCUCACCAUCGCAGAGGGUCCGCUGAAGGGCCGCCAGCUCACCGCCGUAGCGUACGAGGACUUCAGCAAGCUGUACGUGGACUCGUGACCUGCCGCGCCGGGUGAGUCGACUCUGACUUUGUCUCCUCUCCGUGACGAUGGCGGGCUACUCUGAAAGCUAUGGCUAUCGUGCGUUUAUUUCCGGGCCUCCCAGUGAAGAGAGCGGCGCCGCGGUGCCCUCCGUAGUGCCGAGUGGCGCCCCCUGUCCGAAGAGCACCGCCGUAACUCAAUGGAAGCCGACUGGUGGUGCAAUGUGAACCACCAUUCGCUGAGUGUGGUGUGGGCUAGUGAGGCGCCCUCUGUAUGGCUGAUAUUGGAGAGGUCCUGCCGCGCCACAUCGCUGUGGAACUGAAGAAACCAAUGCCGAAAUCGUGUGGUCAAGCAUUGGUUCUCAUCUCGGUUUUAUGUGUAUUUAUACUUGAGACUGUUCAAGCUGUCGAGUUAAAUAGUUGAAAUUCAACUGGUCGUUUCGUGGAUUUGUGCGAAACUCGUGUAAUGGAAAAGACUAUCGUGCAUGUUCACUGUGCGUAAAUGAACGCAUGGUUAGUGACAGUGUGAUGAGUGUCAAAAUGUAAUGCAACGUCGGAUAAGUUGAUUGCCGAUAUUACAAAAGAUACGGUUUGGAGUCGUGGCUCUGACGGUCCAUUGCUCAUUCCUGGCCGUCAUUUUGAGCUCUCCACUUGGUAGUGUGUAUAUAACCGAUGUCAUGUGAAAUAUCAUCCAUAUCCAUCACUCAUUCUGACAGAAAAUAAACUGGAAACGUCCAA